AUGAGAAACAUUGAGGAUACUAGAAAGAGAUGGGACAUCCUAUUCUCCGAUAAUGAGACGACCUCCGACCUACGAGCGGCUUUGUUAUCCGAGCAAGGAGGAAACCUGUGCAGUGACGGGCUGAGAUCGGCAUUCCUCAUCUUCGACGGUGUGGAUCGGAAUGAAUGGGCGGCCAAGCUUGACGAAUCCCGGGAUGCUUAUCGCGCGCUGCGCGACCAUUUCUUGAAAUACAUCGAACAUCCGGACGAUCUAGAAUCAACUGUUGAUCCGCUGGCGGAUGAUGAGCAGUCUCCCUGGCAAACACUUCGAAACGAUGAGACGCUGCGCGCCGAGAUUUUACAAGAUGUCGACCGAUGUUUACAAGAAAACUUUUUUUUCCAAGAACCCGACACAAAAUCCAAAUUAACGAAUGUAUUGUUUGUAUACUCGAAACUCAAUCCGGACGUGGGCUAUAGACAAGGAAUGCAUGAACUACUUGCGCCUUUGCUUUGGGUCGUUGAUCGAGAUUCCGUGGAACCGCAGACUGCAGGACUCAGUCGCAACAAAGAAAAUAAUGAGGAUUUGAUGCUCAAGCUUCUCGAUCCUGACUUUGUGGAACAUGAUUCGUUCACGCUGUUUCUCUCUGCCAUGCAAACAGCCCGUACAUACUAUGAACACGGGGAGACACGGUCAGCAAAUGGCCGAGUGGAUGUCAUUCCGAUAGUUGAGCGGUGUCAAUAUCUACAUAAAGAAGCUUUGACUAUUAUUGAUCAUGAGCUAGCGGAACACUUGGAAGCCGUUGAAGUUUUACCGCAGAUAUUCUUAACUCGCUGGAUGCGCCUACUUUGGGGUCGGGAAUUCCCAUUUGAUGAAGUCCUGGUGAUGUGGGACCUUUUGUUUGCUCACGGACUACGAUCCGACCUUGUUGAUUUCACAUGCAUUGCAAUGCUGCUUAGAAUUCGCUGGCAAUUACUCGAGGCGGAUUACACAACCGCGUUGACUUUAUUACUUCGAUACCCCUCGCCUCAACAUGCGCCUCAAACUUUUGUACACGAUGCGCUUUAUUUGGAACAGAAUCCUACUGCCAACAGAGGUAGUUUCAUUAUAUCGAAAUAUUCGGGCAGGCCACCCGACUCUAAAUCUAAAGAUCGCACCUCGUCUGGUACUCAGCCAGCAAGGAAGGCUUUUCUAUGGGAUGAUUUCAAGAGGCGCAGUCAAAACAGCUCGCCCUCUCAUCAUUCCGCCAGGAACAGCCCCAAAGGUCUUGAAACUCUCUUCCAAGACGUUUCCCAAGGGAUCCAACGUCGUACCGAGUCCUGGGGUGUAGCCAAAGCCGUCCGGGGCGCAGUGACUGAAGCCAGGAAAAAUAUGCAGACAAUGCACUAUGAACCCAAAUUACGCACUGUUUCGAGGCCCGUUUCUGCCGGAACAGCCCCAGGAGUUCAAACACAAACAUCAACGACGAAUACGGCAGUCACAGCUGAGUUGGAAACGAAGAUCAAUAUUCUUGAAGGAAGAAAUACAGAUUUGGCUUCUACUUUGCGCGAUGCUCUCGGCGAGCUUAACGCGCAGCUGGCAAAUGUCAAAGAUCUUGAUCCUAACACCAGCAUUAUCAUAAAACAAGCCCUGGCUAAAGCUGAGAGUGUGCGGGUCUGCCUCCAAGACUCUUCUAUCCCAGUAGAUUCAUCUCAGACACUCUCUUGUAUAGACGGUGAAAUUGAAAAAGAUCAACCGAAUGAUCUAGGAGAGAAGACUGGAUCGAAAAGCGAAACAGAAGCCAAGACUUCGGCAAGCAAGCCUCAAAUACGAAGACUAGAUUCCGCCAGCACGGAUAUGAUCGGGCCGACUGCCGACAGUGGAACAUCAAAUCCCGCCUGCAUCGCCACAGCAAAUCAGACAAACACUAGCAAAACGACCGAGGGUGCGCGGACAAUACCCUCGCGACCCGUCGUACGACCAUCCCUCACAGAUUCGGGAUUCUCGUGGAUGCUUGGCGGCGGCCGGAACCUGUCGGGCUUUGUGAGUUCAACGUCACCACCACCUGAACAAACUCGACAUCUGGAUCAAAGCCGAGGGAAACAUGGUACUUUGUUCGGAUCUGGUGGGGAGGAAAAUCCAGGAACCGAUGAGCACGGUGAAUUGGCACUACACAGCCUUCGGGGCUCCCGGGAGCCUCUGUCAGGGGCUGGCCCACUGUGA
Molecule: messenger RNA, 2178 nt
Organism: Penicillium soppii
Lineage: Eukaryota; Fungi; Ascomycota; Eurotiomycetes; Eurotiales; Aspergillaceae
Product: GTPase-activating protein GYP6
Exons: 6
Coding region: 1-2178 (725 amino acids)
Biological process (GO): activation of GTPase activity
Molecular function (GO): GTPase activator activity
Source: RefSeq, a predicted model, not a curated record